AUGACUAGAGUAGUGAUCACAGGUGCGGGUAUGAUCUCGCCACUUGGUGUUGGGCUUAAACAGAAUUGGUCAAGACUUAUCGCCAAUGAAUCAGGUUUGGUUUCAACAACACAAUUCCCAAACUAUAAACAAGAAGGGUGGGACCAAAUCCCCGCCAAAGUCGUAGGGGUUGUGCCCAAAGGUCCGUUAUCCGAAGGCAAAUGGAACCCAGAUGAACAUUUCACCCAGGAGGAAUUCAAACGGUUGGCCAAAUUCAGUCAAUAUGGUAUUGCUUGUACUCAAGAAGCAUUCAAGGACGCACAAUUGGAUCCAUCCACUUUGAAGGACCCUAGGUCCGUUGGUGUUGCCGUUGGUAGUGGAAUUGGUUCUAUUCAGGACGUGUACGAUAUCACUACUGCUUUUAAUGAAGGCGGGUACAGGAAAGUACAACCUUUGUUUAUACCCAAAUUAUUGAACAAUAUGGCUGCAGGAAACAUUUCGAUCAAGUUUGGUUUGAAAGGUCCCUUGCAUGCCGUAUCGACGGCCUGUGCCACGGGAUUGCAAGCUAUUGGUGACGCGUACAACUUUAUCAAAUUGAAUUAUGCCGAUGUAAUGGUUUGUGGUGGUUCAGAAUCAUCGAUUCAUCCUUUAGCAUUAGCCGGUUUUGCAAGAGCACGUUCGUUGGUGACUGAAUUCAAUGAUGAGCCAACCAAAGCCAGUAGGCCAUUUGAUAAGGAUAGAAAUGGAUUUGUAUUAAGUGAGGGAUGUGGAAUUGUCGUUUUAGAGAGUUUGGAACACGCAUUGAAACGAGGUGUUACUCCCGAUCAAAUUUAUGGAGAAAUUGUGGGUUAUGGUGUAUCUGGCGAUGCACAUCAUAUUACUGCACCUCAAGACGAUGGAGAAGGAGCCUAUAAUGCCAUGUUGCAAGCAUUGAAUAGAGGAAAAGUUGAUCCGCAAAAGGUGAAAUACGUAAAUGCACAUGCGACAUCAACCGUGAUUGGCGACAGAGCUGAAAAUAAUGCCUUGAAUAGGUUGUUUCCUGCACUGACCUUAGUCUCAUCAACAAAGGGAUCAAUUGGUCAUUUACAAGGCGCUGCAGGUGCGGUGGAAACCAUCUUCACAUUACAAGCUAUCAAAACGGGACAGGUCCCACCAACUUUGAAUUUGGAUCAUCCAGGUGGAAAACCAGGAGAUGAACCUGACAAGUUUUCCAAGUUUGAUUAUGUUGCCAACAAGGCAAAAGAGGGUGUUGAUGUUGAGUAUGGUAUGUGUAACUCAUUUGGAUUUGGAGGAGUAAACAGCAGUUUAUUGAUUGGGAGAUAUAAAGAGUGA
Molecule: messenger RNA, 1311 nt
Organism: Lodderomyces theae
Lineage: Eukaryota; Fungi; Ascomycota; Pichiomycetes; Serinales; Debaryomycetaceae
Gene: CEM1
Product: fatty acid synthase
Exons: 1
Coding region: 1-1311 (436 amino acids)
Biological process (GO): fatty acid biosynthetic process
Molecular function (GO): 3-oxoacyl-[acyl-carrier-protein] synthase activity
Source: RefSeq, a predicted model, not a curated record